Molecule: messenger RNA, 2604 nt
Organism: Melampsora larici-populina 98AG31
Lineage: Eukaryota; Fungi; Basidiomycota; Pucciniomycetes; Pucciniales; Melampsoraceae
Exons: 5
Coding region: 1-2604 (867 amino acids)
Molecular function (GO): protein binding
Source: RefSeq, a predicted model, not a curated record
AUGUCGCCCAACAACUCCGAACACGCUGAGCAGGCUCGUCAGCGAGGCAAUGCACACUACAAAGCUUGUCAGUUUACUAAAGCCAUUGAAGCCUAUAAAACAGCUGCAGCGCUCCUUCCCGCGGACCCUACACCUUUAUCUAAUCUAUCCGCCGCUACCUUUGAAGCAGGGGACUACGAGAAAAGCGCACAAUACUCGAUCAACGCUCUAGCUCUCCUGGAGAGAGAUACCGAUGAUGAUCCACGAAAGCAAAAACUGCUUACACGUCUUACCAAGGCCAAGCGUUACCACUCCGGUCCUGAUGACUCUAUCGUCAAAGAGUCGCAUCGCACUGCCAUAUUGGGUUUACCGAGAUACAGGCCUUACCUGACCAACGACAGGAGCUACUACGCCUGUGGCCACGAUGUUCCGGAGUCUCAGUACGGCCAGACACUUCGGGGAACGACGAAGGAAACCGAAGUUGCAUCGUUUAUGUUUUGCGGGGUAGGCGAUGCUCGUAAUAUGCUACAAACGAUGAUACAUUAUCAUUUCGAAGGCCCUCAGUCUUCCGAGUCAAAUCAAAGGCUCCAUUUUACUAUUUUGGAUAUCAAACCUGCUACAAUCGCUCGGGAUUUGAUUUUAUUCGUCCUCUUGGACGACAUAUCUCACGCCAUGGGCUUAACAGACGAACACACCAUGAGCCAGGAGUUGUUUGAGACAAUCAGUGUUGCAUCAUAUCUUUAUGCCACCCAUGUGAUGCCCGCUUAUGCUUGGGACCGAAUUCAAGCUGUCAUUGAACGACUUCUAGACUCCUUUGACAAUUCCGAGCAACCAAUCUCCUGGGUUUACAUUCCUCUCGCGGUCCAGGUCGAUACUCGACCUAGUCUCGAAUCCUGGAGACUAGGGCCAACUGAAUCAUAUUCAACUCAACGUUUUCGCGAGCUCACAAAACAAGAUAACUUAUCAAGAAAGAUGGGGAAAAUGAGCACAUUUGGACGUCCUGAUCCAAACUCAUACACACCUUUUCCUCAACUUGAGUUAGAUCAGCGUGUCUAUGAAGACUUCUCAAUUGUCUUGCCUGAUGACCAUUUGCUAAUUGAGCAUGAUAUGGACCUAGUCAAGAUGAUCCGAAACUAUGUCAAAAACAAGGAUAGUAGCGAAAAGGCGCGUAUAUCUUCACACAUUGACAACACAUGGAAACCCAACAUCACCCUAGCGGACAUCGUGUGGGAGAAUGAAAACGCCGUGGCUGGACAUCUACCACACCCAGAAACGAGCUUUACACCGUUCGAAGUAUUCGGGAAUCUUAUGAAAGGCUUGGGUCAACCAGAAAGCACCAUAUCAGACGGGAAAAUGCUCAUGAACGUUGCGGAAUUUUAUUUUAUGAUGGUCGGUCAAGCCAUCCAUGGCCUUCGUGACCGUAUGUUGGUAGAGGUCUGCCUUGGGGAGAUGGCCGAUUGCCUCGAGAAAAUGCGAUAUCAAACUCUUUCACGUACCACAGAGACCAAAUCUAAGGAUUGCUUGUUAUUGUCAAAGCGACCCCACAAAUACCAUGUUAUCCACCUGAGCAAUAUUCCCGAUUAUGUUGGUGGUCCUCUCACGUCCUUUCUGUAUGGUGUGCCGCUCCUUGAGCAUGGUCCAGGAACAGGUGUUGUCUCAUGUAACCUCCGGAACCCAGCAUCAUUCAAAACCCUCUCUCAGUUUCUCUGCGAAUAUCUUGUUAUGUACGAUCUCAAAUUGGUCCAGUCUCACUUUCAUCUCAAACUAUCCCCAGCAACUCCCGAAAGUAGCGCAGGUCCGAUGCCCUCAAUGCAGUACUUCCUCUGGGAGCGUAUCCCACAGCAAUCCUUGACCUUUGAGCAGCGUAUGCCUCAACCAAAGCUUUUACACUGGCUCUACACACAUUUCCUUAAAAUAUGUGUGCCUUAUCCACGUGUCAGGGGUGACAGUGAUCUAGCACUCAUUUUCGCUCCGCUCAAUAUGACUGCGUUUCUUCGCUUGUUGAAGCACGUGUCUGAAUUGGGAUACCCAGCUCACUGGAUCUCGAAUUUGAUCGACUCCAUCUUUUCGGGCAAGAUCACCACCACUGCCCGCCCGCCACUGCAACAGUAUUGCAUCAUAGGUUCUUACAACCAAAGAUGUCGACACAUCUUACCCAGCACAAUCCUUUUGUACGACACCGUGGCUUUUGGAGUUCGCGACCCUGACCGGACUAUGGCGCUCCCUUCUGAACAGGAUAUUGUACAGUAUACCGUCAAGUUUCCUGAUUUGAACGUAUGCGACGGUCAAGUGCCACACUCGAUGCUGGUUUUCCAUGAUGAACAGACCUUUGGACAGCCACCUAAAUGUUUACGACCAUUUCUAAUUGAUGAUAUAACGGACAUGGACUCGAAAUUGCUUGAGCUCAGAGAUAGGGGCCUACGGUGUAUGAGCACCUUCCAUUUGAAUGUCAACGCACAGGAAGUCACAUUUUGGAUGUCUAAAGAUAUUUUUGAAGAGAUGAAAGAGUGGAACGUUUCUAUCUGGAGAACUGAUGUAUGGGAGCAAGAGGAUAAAGGGUUGAAGUUAGGCGACGCGGUCAUAAAGAAGAGGUCUUGGGAAGAGUGGAAAGAUCACCGAGCGUGA